AUGUCUGAAAGUUUGUUAAGAUAUGGUGGAUGUGGUAACUGUGGGUCAGAGUUGGACAACGAAUCCGGUCAUAUUGUUUGCACGGGUUGUGGAAGAGCUGAUGAUUCGGGUCUAGAGUUGGCCGCAGAUCACAAUCAGCCGACAUUUGCCAACGAUAGUCAUCGGUUUGCCAAUCAAUCGAUGAACGCCAGCGUACGCUAUGAACUGUACGCACAUGUAAUGCAAAACAAUGGUCUGACACACGCCCGACAACACGGCAUGAAAAUUGCCGAAACAUUGGCCGAUCACUACUACUUCACUAAUGAUAUGAAAGAAUAUCUGAAGAGAUAUUACUCGAAAGCUUGGAAUCAUAAGAACUUCUUGAGAUGUUCUCUUCGGACAAAACAAAUAUUAGCUGCAGUUUGUGCUUAUGUCACACUCAUGAUUAACGAUCAUCCAAUUGCCAUACACUACAUGUGCUCUGGACUACCCAUCCCUUGCAAUGUAUUUGAUUUCAAUAAAAUAUACAAAGUUUUUGUCGAAGUUUUUCCAGAAUGCAAACCAAUUACAAAACCAAUUGAAGAGUUAGUGCCGUCGGUACUCAAAGAGAUGGGUAUAAUAAAGAUCGUUGAAAAUGAUAUCGACUCUCAUGAAGACAAAGCACUAAUUAAACGCGUUAUGGAUAUUGUGAGCAUAGAGAAGGCCUGUUGGCUGGUUGAGGGAAGAUCACCACUUUAUGUCAUCACUGCCGCCACAUAUUUGGGUUGGAAGUCAUUAAAACCAUUGGAAAGAAUGAACUUCAAGUUCGCACACUUUUGUAAGAAAUUUAUGAUCAGAUCUUCAGUGACUAUAGUGGACAGAGUGAAGGAACAAAACGACAUAUUUAUCAAACUGGCGAAAAACAUACCAAUGGUUAAGUUGAAGUCUACAAGAGUUCAUCGAAACAAUGUCGCCCUCUUUGUCGAUGAUAUUAUCCAAUACUCUAAUUCACUUAUUUUUGAUUUGAGAGCUGAGAUCUAUAACAAGUUAAACGAUAGACAACAACAACAGCCAAAGUCAAUAACAACAGAGACGAUACCACAGGAAGACAAUUACAGUGACGAUAACGACAAGCAAUGGAUGAAUAACUUUAAAAGAAAAGUCUAUUACCACAGAUCUGGACUCAAGAAUAGUGACUCUAACCAAGUCUUUGUCAGAGAGGAAGAGGAAGAAAAUGAAGAACCGGAUAUAUCUGACACCGAAAUAGACAAAUAUUUAAGAAGUGAUGCUGAGAUCAAAUGCAUUAAAAAAUUGCAUAAAAAGAUGAGAAAACUCGAAGAAUUAGACAAAAAUUAA
Messenger RNA from Oppia nitens, 1314 nucleotides. RefSeq names its product transcription factor IIIB 50 kDa subunit-like. The record is from RefSeq and is a predicted model, not a curated record. Lineage: Eukaryota; Metazoa; Arthropoda; Arachnida; Sarcoptiformes; Oppiidae. Bases 1 to 1314 code for a protein of 437 amino acids. The transcript has a single exon.